Chenopodium quinoa (quinoa) is the source of this 1278-nucleotide messenger RNA. RefSeq lists its product as uncharacterized. The transcript has a single exon. Gene Ontology annotation, molecular function: nucleic acid binding; RNA-DNA hybrid ribonuclease activity. The record is from RefSeq and is a predicted model, not a curated record. The coding region runs from base 1 to 1278 and encodes 425 amino acids. Lineage: Eukaryota; Viridiplantae; Streptophyta; Magnoliopsida; Caryophyllales; Amaranthaceae.
AUGCCAUGGGUUGAUGGUAACAUUCCAAUAGUGAAUUCAAGCCAAACCCUUAGAGCUGCGGUAAAUUGGGAAGUGAAAGAUUUCAUCAACAGGGAGAAUAACACCUGGAAUGCAGGUAGAAUAAGGGAGUGUUUCGACUGGGAAAGUGCAAAAAGAAUUCUGUCAAUGGAGCUCCCUCGGUCUUCGGAGGAGGAUGACUUCCUUUACUGGAAAUAUCAUCCAUCAGGGAGGUAUACUGUUAAAACUGGUUACUAUUAUCUAUCAAAGGAAGGGGAGGUAGAGAGAUCAGAAUUCUUGGAAAGGGAUCAAGAAUUUGUGAAGCUAGUAUGGAGAAUGAUCAUUCAACCUAAAUGGAAGGUUUUCCUUUGGAAGCUUUUUCAUGAUGGUAUUGCGGUUAAGCUUAACCUGGUUAGAAGGGGAAUAAGAGUAGAAGCUGUCUGUGCCCAUUGUGGGGUAGAACUGGAAGAUAGCCAACACCUCUUCAGAUUCUGCAUUCUGGCAAAUGAAGUUUGGGAGAACAGCCCCCUAACUAUUUUCCCUGACUCUACUGGAUUCAACUCUUUGAAAGGAUGGAUCCAGCACUAUAUCCCGCUUUUUAACAACGAGGAUGGUAAGAACAGCAAACGAUGUGCUUUGUUCAUUGCAACAUUAUGGGGGCUAUGGAAAACUAGAAACGCAAGAUGCUUCAAAGAUACAACGGGAUCGAUAAGUGUAGUAAAGGAAUUCACUGAUCUAGCCAUGGAAGAUCAUGACGCGUAUACACAUAAGACAAGAUCAAUACAUGAGUUGGGGGCCACUGAAACGGAUGAUCCGGUCAUUCCCCCAGGGUUAAACUAUGUGCAUCUGGGAAAGGAACACAACGACUUCGAUAAGUUCAUUGUGGAAGUCGAUGGCUCCUGGGAUAAAAACACGAGGAGAGAAGGGAUAGGAUGGGCUGUUAAAGAGAAUCACAACGGUUUUGACCUCGAUAGAGGAGGAAAACAUGGAGCAACAACGUCUGUUUUACAAUGUGAAGCCUGGGCUUGCCUGGAAGCUAUGACGUGGGCUCGUGAGAAAGGGAUACAUGGCAUUCUUAUUCUAUCGGACUCUAUGGGUCUCCUGAACAACUUGCAGGAUAAAUCUGGUAAGGAUAUCUCGAUUGUAUGGUUAUUAAAGGAGAUUAGGAAAAUAGGGGCCUCGUUUCAAAGGUGCACAAUCUUAAAAGGCCAGCGAGAUCAGGUAGGAAAGGCUAAUGACAUAGCUAGGAACUGCCGGAUUAACCUUGUUAACUUGUUGUAG